Molecule: messenger RNA, 2804 nt
Organism: Lytechinus variegatus (green sea urchin)
Lineage: Eukaryota; Metazoa; Echinodermata; Echinoidea; Temnopleuroida; Toxopneustidae
Product: histone-lysine N-methyltransferase PRDM9-like
Exons: 5
Coding region: 116-2656 (846 amino acids)
Biological process (GO): regulation of transcription by RNA polymerase II
Cellular component (GO): chromosome
Molecular function (GO): chromatin insulator sequence binding; protein binding
Source: RefSeq, a predicted model, not a curated record
UUUUUCGGUAGCGACGCAUGCGCAGUGUAUGGCUGCUGAGAGAGCUAAAAAGGACACUGAACUGUCAAGUGAAGAGAAAUAAGCUCGGUGUGCAUGUUGAGGUGAGGGAAGAGAAAUGGAUCCUAACUACAGAGAGAGUUGUCGCGAGGGAUACUUCACUGGAGGAGAGCGAGAUGAUGCAAGACAGCAUCAGAUGCCGCACUUCACGCACCAGCUGCCCUAUCACUCGAACCUUGUCUCUUCGCUGCAGCAACCAGCAAUUGUCUUGGAGCAAUCGGAUGUUCAGAGGAACAGGGAAGACUUCUCUGGUAGCCAUGCCAACCCUUCCAUGCUUAGAUCCAUAUACUCGGGCUCAGGGUCAAUACUACCAAGCCCUAACAUUCUCCUGCAAUCAACCAACCACUUUGCAUCAUCCAACAACCAGCAUCCUCAACACCCGCAACACCAGCAACACCAACAGCAACUCAACCGCCUACAACCGACAACUCGGCCCCACUUCAUUCCUCCCAGCACAACUCACCUAGCCGGCCCUAACCUUGCCGUUGAUGCGACCGUCGCACAGCAUAUCGACCCUGGUAUCGAGAGAACGGAGACUUCCAGAGACUCCCUCGAUGCUACCUUAAACGAACCCUUGGAGUUGUCCACGCCCAGACAACACCAGGACACCUCGUCAAAGACUCUCAUGAAAGACAAGGUUGCAGUCCCACCAAAGCCUCCCAACCCUAUCCUCCAACCAAAGCAUCUUAACCUCAUGCCUACGCCCCAACCCAAAAGCCUCUUGCCACCUCUCCGGAGAAGGGACAGAGUUCAACCCAGGUCGGGCGGUCAGCUUCCAGAGUUCCUCGCCUUCAAGUAUCUUCGUAACGAGAAAGAGAAUAUAGUUGGAGUUGUGGCCAAAGAUAAUGUUGAUGAAGGCAUGGAGUUUGGACCGUACAAUGGCAAUUUCCUGGAUGAAGAGAUAGGGUCUACCAAAUCUGAAUCAACAUGGGAGCUCUGCACUGGGGGUAAAGUCUUCCUCUACAUGGAUGGUAAGAAGAAGGACCAACUAAUCUGGAUGUCCUACGUUCAGAGCGCUCGCAACGAACAAGAACAGAACCUAGAAGCAUGCCAAUACUACGGACAGAUCUACUUCAGAACUACAAAGUGCAUUGAACCAGGAAGUGAACUUAGAGUGUUCUACAGUAAAGAGUAUUCAGAGUCCAUCGGGUUUAAGAGCACUCUCAAAGACUUGGAUUAUCAUGAGGAGGAUGACUAUUUUCAGUGUAACUCCUGUGAGAGCCAAUUCCCAACAGCCAAACGAAUGUUCCGUCACAUGAAGUUUGAUCAUGAACAAGACUCUAGUGAUGACCUACGACCUGUGAUUACAUGGAAGGUCAAAUGUAAGACAGAAUGCACAAAGUCAGAGGAGUUACCUUCUUCAGGAUUCAAGGAUAUUGAGACGGAACCCACGGAGGGAUCGUCACAGGUUUAUUCCCCAGGUCAGUUCAUCUGUACGAUCUGUGGCAAGAAGUUUCCUACGGAAGGCCGUCUUGAAGCUCAUUCCAUGUUUCAUGAAUUCAGCGAAGAGCACACCUGCAUCAUCUGCGGAGAGAAGCAACGCAACUCCAGGGCUCUCACCAAGCACAUGGCCAAGCACGAGACAGUCGUCCACAAGUGCCGCAAGUGCGACAAGUCGUACAAGUGCAGAAACAGCUUGCUCCGUCACAACCGGGAGGCCCAUAUCCUGGGUCGGAAGCAGGAGAAGGGGAGUUUGAAAGACGAACAAACCCAAAGGGAAUACAACAAAGAUGCAGAUACUAUAUGGAAGAAGAAGAAAUACAGGAAGACUCCAAAGUCAGAACCCAAUCCUGGUUUGCCAGCCGAGGUUCCGGGAGAGACUAAGGUAACCAAUGACAGUAAUCCUGGGACAAAGGCUGCUCCAAGAAAGAGAGUUGCAAAGGCUAAACCAACUCCUGAAGAACCUAAGGAUAUGCUGGGAAAGACAGUAACAUACUACAAUAGACCUAGACCUUUCAAGUGUAGGCAUUGUCCACGGCGAUACAGGUCCAAGACCGCAGUCUUGGAGCAUGAGAGGGAAGUCCAUGAAAACAAAGGAACUUAUAAGUGUAACCUGUGCCCUCGUGUCUUUGUGAAAGAGAGUAACUUCUUUCAACACUACCAGAGUCACGAGCAGAACCGUCUCUACCGCUGUUCACUCUGUCCGCGUGCCUUUGCAUCAGAUAGUGCCCUCGCCAACCAUCAAGGGGAACACACAGGCCUCAAACCGUUCAAAUGCGAGAUUUGCGGCAAGGGAUUCCGGAUCCGCAAGUGGGUGUGUGCUCAUAAACGCAGGAUGCAUCAGACGAGAGAGCUGCGCUUCUUCUGCUCCUUCUGCAACAAAGGAUUCACGGACAAAGGUCCGCUCCAGAAGCACGAGCUGCGUCAUAAGGGUAUCCGGCCGUUCGUCUGUAUGAUAUGUGGUAAGGGGUUUGGAGUGAAGUAUGUUCUUGAGGUCCACAUGCAGAGUGUACACGCCGCGGAGAAGAAGUAUCAAUGUGAAGUGUGCGGUAAGAAGUUUUCAUUGAACCAACACUACGUGACUCACAUAUUUAAACAUAGAGCACAAGGAGAAGACAUUCCUGGAUUAGCCUCAGCCCAGGAAGGUCAGGAGAAUUGAAUAGCUCCUCCUUUGAGUGGUAUUGUCAGAGAAAUUCAAAUGCAACUCUUUCUGCAACAUACCCCAGGGCUGGCUCUUGCAAAGAGUUGCGAGUUAUCCUGUCAAUCACUUCUAUGGAAAGGCAGCAACGUCAACAUAUGCAUGGGUU